CAUUGGGUUUGCUUUUGAAAAGUUGUUCAAUGUCAUUACAUACACCGCGUAGGCUAUUUGCGAGACAUAUUAGAAAUGCUCGCGUGUUAGAUUAGAUGAAUUUUCCUAUUUUCCAGUAUACGAUCCCGUUAUGUGUAUGGAUUGUAUUAUGUGUGUGGUGUGUUUUGUGUGUGGUGUGUGUUAUGUGUGUUAUGUGUGUGGGGUGUGUGUGUGUUGCGUUCGUUGCGUUCGGUGCGUUUUUUGCGUUGUGUGUGUUUGGCGUGUUUCUGGCGUGGUUUUCCUAUGUUUUUUUUUUUUUUUUGGGGGUCCUGUUCUUUGGAUUGUUAUUUGGGAUUGGAAGGAUACUGGGAUUUGGGAUUUGGGAAUUGGGAUUUGGGAAAGACACUCGGCGUUGGUGAAAGGAUGACCUGGAAGGCCAAAUUUGGGCGGGACUGGAUUCCCAGCAAACUUUAUACCCCUUGACGAACCACUCGGCCACGAACUACAGCUACGAUUACAACUA
Molecule: messenger RNA, 502 nt
Organism: Aspergillus saccharolyticus JOP 1030-1
Lineage: Eukaryota; Fungi; Ascomycota; Eurotiomycetes; Eurotiales; Aspergillaceae
Exons: 1
Coding region: 96-398 (100 amino acids)
Source: RefSeq, a predicted model, not a curated record